Kluyveromyces lactis is the source of this 1482-nucleotide messenger RNA. RefSeq names its product riboflavin transporter (gene MCH5). Gene Ontology annotation, biological process: transmembrane transport. NCBI's taxonomy places the organism in Eukaryota, Fungi, Ascomycota, Saccharomycetes, Saccharomycetales, Saccharomycetaceae. The coding region runs from base 1 to 1482 and encodes 493 amino acids. Gene Ontology annotation, cellular component: fungal-type vacuole membrane. The record is from RefSeq and is a predicted model, not a curated record. Gene Ontology annotation, molecular function: transmembrane transporter activity. The transcript has a single exon.
AUGUCCGAAGAAGUGACUAUUGAAAAGAUUUCUAGACCAGCUAUGCUGUCUCCUCAAUCGUCCCGGCAGCUAUUGAUGAGAAAAGAAGUGGACGUUGAUAACAAGUUCGCUGAUCUUGAGGCUACUCAAACUUAUAACGAGCAAACGAGGCCUGUUGAGUCUGGCGUAAAGAGACCCAGCUUCAUUCAGGAUGACGGAUUGUUUUAUCCGGAAGGUGGGUUUGCCGCAUGGUUGGUGAUAUUCGGUUGUUUUUGCGGGUUUAUUCCAGUUUUCGGUAUGUUGAACACUAUUGGUGUCAUGGAAAACUUUAUUGAAAGAAACCAGUUGUCGAGUACCUCAUCAUCUACCGUAGGUUGGAUUUUCUCCAUUUUUUCGUUUGUUAAUUUCGCAAGUUGCAUCUUUUCAGGAACUUAUUUUGACAGAAACGGUGCCAAGGGCCCAUUGAUUGUUGGUUCUGUACUGCAUGUUGGUGGGCUCUUUGGUAUGGCUAAUUCUACUGAACUCUGGCAGUUCAUCUUGUCCUUUUCAAUCGUUACCGGACUUGGUAAUGGUAUUCUAAUGAGUCCAUUGAUCAGUGUGCCUUCUCAUUACUUCCUGGUUAAGCGUGGUACCGCAACUGCAAUAGCUACCACUGGCGGUUCCAUCGGUGGUGUCAUUUUCCCUGUUAUUCUAAGAAAGUUCUUUGCAAUGGAGAAGGACUCGGACCCAUUUUAUGGUUUCGUAUGGGGCCUUAGAACUUUAGGAUUUGUUAAUUUGUUCCUAUUGAUUGUCGCUUUAGUCUUAGCAAAGGAGAGAUUGCCACAUAAAAAGUUAAAUGAACGUGAAAGAGCAAUACCUACUUGGAGGCGUGUUUUCAACACUUACAUCUUGCAAAGUUUUGAUAUCUUCGGUUUCAAAGAUUUGAAGUACACUUUCUGUGUCAUGGGAACUGUGUUUGGUGAAAUUAGCAUAAUCUCUGGUAUCACCUACUUCACCUCAUAUGCAAUGAAACAAGGUCUAUCGCAAUCUGAUAGUUAUCUAUUGGUCAUGGUAGUUAACCUUGCCGGUAUACCAGGGAGAUGGUUACCAGGAUUCUUCAGUGAUAUCUUCGGAAGGUUUAACGUUGCAAUGAUUACGCUAGUGUUUCUUGGCAUAAUAACUUUUGUGAUGUGGUUACCUUUUGCCACUACCAGAGCGGUGUUAUUCGCAUUCAGUGCCAUUUAUGGAUUUUCUUCCGGAAGUAUCUUCAGUAUCUUACCUGUCUGCUGUGGACAAAUCUCAAAGACUGAAGAAUUCGGAAGAAGAUAUUCUACAAUGUACUUUGUUGUCGCAUUUGGUACUUUAGUAGCAGUUCCUAUUACAGGUGCCAUCAUCGGACCAGAAAAGAGUUUCAAGGGCUAUGACCACUAUGUAAUUUGGUGCGGUGUCACGUCAUUUGUCUCUGCUAUAUGUUAUAUGAUUUCCAAGACAUUAGCAGUGGGCUUCAAUAUGAAGAGAUUCUAA